Molecule: messenger RNA, 4237 nt
Organism: Pangasianodon hypophthalmus (striped catfish)
Lineage: Eukaryota; Metazoa; Chordata; Actinopteri; Siluriformes; Pangasiidae
Product: C-type lectin domain family 17, member A-like
Exons: 5
Coding region: 3051-3914 (287 amino acids)
Source: RefSeq, a predicted model, not a curated record
AAGGCUAUCUAGAAUCUUUCUCGAACGAUGUAAGUCAGAAAAGGAAGAAUCUUGCAGAAUGAGCUCCACAUUGUUUCUCCAAGUUUCGUAGUCAACUUCAGUACUUGGCUGGGAGAUUUUUCCAGAGAGCACUCUGAGCCUGAAAGGUGUGUGCGCCUGUGAGGAUGCUGCAUCACUCUUUACAAUGUGCUCCACCACCAUGCGUUGAACUUCUGGUGGGUUUAUCUCAGUUACCCUGACAGUAGGUGAUUCCUUCUCUGUCAUCAUUGUUCUGGCUGUAACUGGGCUCUGCAAUUGUUGGGUCAGGUCAGUGCUCCUAUCAGGGGAGAGGGGGUAAUGUACGUGUGGCUCACUGGUAAAAAGUUGACUUGUCUCUUUCAGGUGACCAGUGGCUGACUCUGUGCAUCUGGAUAGCUGCUCCUUCAAGAUGUCGUCAAAUGAUUUACCGCUAAGCUUGGCAAUCUUCUGCAGUUCACUGAAAUAACUCAAGGUGGCGUGUUCAGCGAGUAUAGGCAGGUACACGCUUGACAAGGGCCUUAUUUGGUAGGUGAUAUUGUGUGAGCUCUUGAAGUCAUGGCAUCAAGUAGGCAAGUAGGCAUCAAAGGUUCAAGGGUUGUGAAGGCAUAACAACUUUCAUACUCCACAAUUGCAUCUUUAUGGUGUGGAGAUUGUGGGUCAUCUAUAUGGAGAACUCUGGAUAGACGACCAUGACUAUUUAGAAAGUCUGAUAAGUCUUCAUCUAACUCUGUGUUAGUAAGGCCACUAACAAUAACUGAGCUUGUGAUUUUGAUAUUCUCUCUCUCAACUAUCUCCAUUUCUUUUUUUUUUUUAGGCUCACGAUUAACCCAAACGAGACUAUUUUACUUCCUUUUUCUUUUCCUUCUUAUUUAUACUCCUUGUAAAUACUUUGUAAAUAUUUCUCUUAUGUCUGGCAUUGGCAUGCUAAUGUGUGUUUAAAUAUUAAGCGCUGUUGAACAAGAAAGCACAGUAAACUCUGUACACUAACAAGGUGUUUGUAGACUUAUGUUUUCCCUCUGUUGGAACUAAUCAGCCUAGCUGGUCCAUCUGCCCGGUCACAACAGGGUUAGUUACAAGUUACUGACCCUGAGUCUUCCCUGGACUUGUCACGGGGUCAUAACAGGGAUCAACUGCAGAAAGGAAAAUGAGACAGAAGGAGAAUGUAAGUUUAUUGACCCUAAUAAGUGAGGAAGUAGCCUAGGUGGUGGUUCUACCAUCAAGAAUGGUGAUUACACAUGGGCAGAGUCUAUACUUAGGUGAUCUCAGCUUUUUUUUUUUUUUCCAUAAAGGACAGUGGAGAGAAAGAGGCUAUCAGAAUUACUCGUUUAACUUUGACUCCUUAUAUUGAAAGUUGAAUCUUUAUUUAAAUAAGUAAGAGGCAAAAUAAAACAAAGUGUCCACUUUAAAAGAUAUAGCUAUAAGUCAUAUAUUUUAAAGUCAUCUUUGAUUUAUUAUUUCAUUUUUAUAGUCAUAUUUAUAGUCUUUUUAUGAUUGCACAUUUCAGCAAAGUAACAAAACUGUGUGAGUACACAGCAGACAAGCACAGACAUGCAGCUGUACAGUAGUGUGUGUACACGGAGUCGAUUCUAGGGACUAUGGAGGCCCCAUGCAGGAAAAUGUAAGGGAUCCUGGUAUUUCUUUCCUUCUUUAUUGCCAUUAUAUAACCCAGACACCUUAAUAAAGAAUCAGAAAUCCACAAAAAAAAAAGAAAUUGUGGCGAAAUCAGUCCUACUAUAGGGGAGGUAUACAGUUGUACAGUACCCUUCUGAGGUUUUGGGGAGUUCUAAAGUUCUGUAGUUUGACAUUAAUGUCAGCCAUUAGGGGUCUCCCUCACAACUCAGGGCACUUAGCAAUUACCUGCUUUGUCUGUGUGCAACCCACAAACUCAACACACACAGCAAUUUCAUACACAUUUGCCUAAAAAACUCUGUAUUUUUGUGAUUGCUUUAUGAGGUUUUCUAGGUAUUAAAUUAUUUGGAUUCAUACUGGUGAUGAAUGUUCUAAUAAAAAUGAACACACAUCUAACAGACCGUUUGUAUCUGUUCUCCCAUAUGAGCUAACACUGCAUGGAGCAGAUGUUACAGACUGACAGCAGUGUGUGUGCUGCUGCUGUGUGUUCUCCUGCUGACUGCCAUCACAGUGCUGUGGAUCAAAUUCAACAUCCUGAGUACAGAAAACAACCAGCUAUGGACCAGGUACAACACCCUGACUAUAGAGAGAGACAAGUUACGAAACCAGUUGCUGGAUUCACCAGCUCUGUCGCUAAACUAUUUUGAAUGCAAAUGGCCAGAGGCAACAGUGGCAAGGAAAAAAAUCCCUGAGAUGACAGAAACCUUGAGAGGAUCCAGGACUGGCAUUCCAUCCAGUGAUGUUCACUAUAGUCACCCAUUCUCUUUCUAGCUAUAUUAGACACAGAUAAAUUGGUUGGUUACAGGAUCUUAUAGCACAGCACUGCUGAAAUCUUGAUUCUGAUUGGUCAGGAGGUGUUGAUUAAUUUUCUCUGUAGUGCAGCUGCAAAUCACAGUAUAAUGUUGUCAAUUACAGGUUUAAUAUAUAAAUAGAAUUAAUCCAAUGUGUGCAAAAUUCCCAACCCGUGGACAAAAAUAACCAACAAAAGUAGUCCAAUACCACAACUGCCGAAAGCUGUGGAAUUGCCUCAUGCAGUAACACAUUUGUUUGUUUUAGGAUGUCAUUACCAAAUGAGUAUGAAUAUUAAUUAUACAGUGGGAAAAAUAUAAUGUUCUAAAAGUGUUAGGGACGUCCAUCUUAUUUUCAUUCAAACUUUGCUGGAUUUUAUUAUAACACUGAAGUUUAGCAAACAUUUUUUAAUAUCUACACUAAGUUCCAUGCAAGUUUAUUCACAAAAAUCGCAUUCAGUUCCACUGGUGCUUGGUGACUUCCUCAUUUCCUUAUCACACAUUAGUGGUUGCCCUAUUUUACCCGCCACAAUAGGUGAUCCAUGUCAUUACAGCCUACACACCAAUUGGAAGUUAAUAGAUACAAACAGAGGCACUGUACAUCAGUGAUCAGAGAUGUCUGAGCUAGUUUCUGAUUAUGUGAACUACGCUGAAAGGAGAGGAGAACGCAUAGAGAAGGUGGUGGAAAUCUAUGACCUUGCCGAUGCUGGUAGAAGUAAAGAAGACACAGAAGCCACGUGUGUAAAGAAAAGCCUACGGACUGAACACACAGCAGGAUGCACUGCAGGGGGAAGAUGUCACACACUGACAGCAGUGUGUGUGCUGCUGCUGUGUGUUCUCCUGCUGACUGCCGUCACAGUGCUGUGGAUCAAAUUCACCAACCUGAAUACAGAAAACAACCAGCUACAGACCAGAAACACCAACCUGAAUACAGAGAGAGACCAGUUACAGACCAGUUACAACGAUAUGAGAAAUGAGAGAAACCAGUUAAAAUUUCAGAGAGACCUGUUACUGUUUCAGAGAGACCAGUUACUGUUUCAUAGAGACCAGUUACAGCAGGAGGCAUCAGGACUGAAGAACGUGCUUUUAAAACUUGGAUGGAGAGUUUUCAGCUCAAGCAUUUAUUACAUUUUUACUGAAAAGAAGUACUGGGAUGAGAGCAGAAAGUACUGCACAGACAGAGGAGCAGACCUAGUGAUCAUAAACAGCACAGAGGAACAGGAGUUCAUCAGUAAUUAUACUGGCGGUACUGAAGCUUGGAUUGGUCUGACUGACAGAGAGAGAGAGCGGGAAUUUAAAUGGGUGGACGGUAAACCACUGACCACUGCGUUCUGGUGGGACGGGGAACCCAAUGAUUACAACAAUGAGGACUGUGUUAUAACAGGCUAUAAAAAUGCUAAAUCUAACAUAUCGACUUGGGCUGAUUAUCCCUGUAACCACCCUGUAGUCGGGAUUUGUGAGAUGAAAAUAUUUAACUGAGCACAUGGGAGUCAGUCACUGAAAUUGAAAAAAGUUAGAAUUGAUAACUAUGUGAAUCUUUGUUGACUUGUUGACUUUGUGCUUCUUUUCCAUUUAUUCUCACAAUAGCAGCUCUCAAGUUGCUUGAAUGAUUCUGUCUAGCAGUGUUACAGCUUUCAUAGAUUUAAAAUGAAGACAAAACUUAAUUCUGUACUUAAAUACAAUCUGUUUUUGGACUUACAAAGAGCUGGAGCGACAGGCCACACUCUGAUAAAGAAGAGUAGUCUGUGAGAAAAGUGUUUUUUAGUUGUAUAAAUGACUAAAUGACUUAUUAAAUAUAUAUA